Molecule: messenger RNA, 2836 nt
Organism: Siniperca chuatsi (mandarin fish)
Lineage: Eukaryota; Metazoa; Chordata; Actinopteri; Centrarchiformes; Sinipercidae
Gene: zbtb24
Product: zinc finger and BTB domain containing 24
Exons: 7
Coding region: 159-2408 (749 amino acids)
Biological process (GO): regulation of transcription by RNA polymerase II
Cellular component (GO): nucleus
Molecular function (GO): protein binding; RNA polymerase II cis-regulatory region sequence-specific DNA binding; DNA-binding transcription factor activity, RNA polymerase II-specific
Source: RefSeq, a predicted model, not a curated record
UCCUAAAAGCUCACUAUUUUGAAUUACACCGCGGUUUGUGCGCUUUAACUGUUUGGGUCCUAUAACAAACAGAAAUAAAUUGAAAUGUAGUUAGUUUAAAACAUUAUAUCAGUCGCCAUUUCCGCUAGUUGUUGUCGCCUGUUUGCAGCUAGCAACGGAUGCAUUGUUUGAGACGGUGUAAGUUAGCUUGCUUGCUAGCUAACCUUCAAGUUGUUGACAUCACUGCACAGGGUUUAUGUGUAGUUCUGAGAGCACAUAUUAGUAGGAACAGAAGUGAUUGUUUUGAGGGGAAGAUGUCUCAGAAAGCAACAACCAGGACUUCAUCACUCAUGGCCCUUCAUUCGGAUUCACAUAAGCAGAGCAUCCUGAGCAAAUUCGACAAGCUCAGGAAAAGGGACCUACUGUGCGACAUCACUCUUGUUGUGGAAGACGUGCACUUCAAGGCGCACAAAGCCCUCCUGGCAGCAAGCAGCGAGUACUUCUCUCUCAUGUUUACGGCAGAAGAUCAGAUCAGUCAGUCUACCUAUCGGCUGGAUGGUAUGGCAGCUAAGAUGUUUGCAGCAGUGCUGGAGUUCAUCUACAGCGCCCGGGUGUCUGUGGUCGAGAGCGCCACAGAGCAGCUUCUGGCCACGGCUCGUCUGAUGGAGGUCAACGACCUUGUCAAGGUGCUCACUGAACUUACGCGCUCUGCUGCAGCGGAUAGAGGUGAGGAGGUAAAGGCAGACAUAGCCGAGGUGCCACAUGUGUCGAAACGCAAAAGGGGACGGCCAAAGAAAAAUGUGGAUGUGCCUGUAACAGAGCUGGAGGGCAGAAGUGCACCAUGUGAGAGCUCAGAGGAGGGGCAGGCUGGAGAUAUGGACUGUGAUGAUAUAGUAACUGAGUCACAACCUAAAGACGAUGCAGAUUAUAACCCGGUAGCCCACCAGAGCCGGCAGAGCAAACGCAAAAUCAGGCCACCGGUAAAAUACAAGAGCUACAAGGUGGGCAGUGACACAGCAGGAAGCAAAGAGCCUGGGAAGAGAGGCAGGAAAAGGAAAUACCCCAACACUGAGGCCCGAUGUGAGGACUGUGGCAAAGUGUUCAAAAGUCACCUCUUUUUAAAGAUUCACCAAAGGACUCAUACAGGAGAGAAGCCUUUUCAGUGCCUGGUUUGUGGAAAGGGUUUUACCCAGAAGCACACUCUGCUGGUUCACCAGCGCAUGCACACUGGAGAAAAGCCGUUUGUCUGUACUGUCUGCUCCAAAGCGCUCUCCACCAAACACUCCCUACAUGAGCACAUGAACCUCCACGAAGAAGAGAAAUCCUUUAGCUGUGAUAAAUGUAGAAAGACCUUCACUCAGAAGAGGCAACUUAAAAGCCAUUACAGAGUUCAUACAGGCAAAUCGUUACCAGAAUGUGCUCAGUGUCAUCACAAGUUUAUGGACACGGCUCAGCUGAAAAAGCACCUGAGAACUCAUACAGGUGAGAAGCCUUUCACCUGUGAGAUUUGUGGAAAGUGUUUUACAGCCAAGAGCACACUGCAGACUCAUAUCAGAGUUCACAGAGGCGAGAAGCCAUAUGACUGCAGCAUCUGCACCAAAUCAUUCUCAGACCCCAGUGCAAGACGACGACAUGUCGCCUCCCACUCAGGGAAGAAACCCUUCACCUGCUCCUUCUGCAGCCUUUCGUUUACCCGCCUGGACAAUCUGAAAACACACAUCAAAUCCCACAACAAGGAAAGAGCUGCAACAACAGUAGCGGACGUCGCAGCACCACCAGAGGAGGUGCGUAACAUCCUGCAGCUGCAGCAGUACCAGCUGCCCUCCAGCUCUGAACAGGAGAUCCAGCUGGUGGUGACGGGAGAUGUGGACAACAUUAACUUUGUGCCUGGUCAGGACCAGGAGAUCAGCAUCAUCACCACAGAGGGGGAGUCGACAGAAUCGGCCCACUCCAGGCUCACCCUCCUCACCCAGUCGUCAGGAAAUGUGCAGAAUGUGGCUCUGGUCACUCAGGGUGGCGUGGUGGACCAGAGCCCUCAGAUUCAGACUAUAAGUAUGCUGGAGGGCCAGAUGGCGCAACAGCCUGAGCAGAUGCAUGUUAUCACUCUGAGUAAAGAGGCGAUGGAGCACCUUCAAGCCCAUCACGGUCCCCCUCAGCCCCUUCAGAUAGCACCACGACCCGUCCAGCAGCUGCAGGUGAUGCACCAGCCGAUCCAGCAGCUGGCUGUCACUCAGGAGACCACGCAGGGGCAGGUUGGCAGGGAGCAACACAGCCAGGCCAUUCAUAUCAGCGGCCAGAGCAGCCAACCCAUCGCCAUCAGCCAGACCAGCGAGCAGAUCUCCAGCCAUCACAUCCAGGGACAGACGUUUCAGAUCCAGGCAGGGACCGUGUCCUACCUGUACACCACCGGACUGCCGCAGGAGAGCUGAGUGUGGGCCGGAUGACUCAAGCUGCCAAAUCCAAACUGAUAAUGCUGCUACAGUUCACGUUAAUAAUGGGGUAAUGGAUGAACAAAAUCAUCAUAAUAGAGUAAGAAUAUUUUUAGAGGAACAAGUUUUACUGCAAAUUCUAUAUGUUUAAAUUUUCUGUCAACCAUUUUCCAAAGCAAACCAUAAUUAGUAUUUUUCUUUAAAUCCCUUUGAUCCCUUAAAUUUGCUUUUGUUUUAAGAAUUGAGGUAAAGAUAAGUACUAAGCAGAGCAUUUUACAGUUGAAAAAUGUACUUUUUUUUAAACAUUUCUGUACUGAUACCGAUAUAUCUAAUAUCAGUUUAGUUCUAAUAUCCAAACAUCGACAUUUUGAAAAGCAAGUUGGUCACAUUUAGCAUUAAAAAGGUUGCUGUUUGACAGCCAACACUCA